Fukomys damarensis (Damara mole-rat) is the source of this 2682-nucleotide messenger RNA. RefSeq names its product zinc finger protein 416. Gene Ontology annotation, molecular function: RNA polymerase II cis-regulatory region sequence-specific DNA binding; DNA-binding transcription factor activity. The transcript has 4 exons. The coding region runs from base 414 to 2345 and encodes 643 amino acids. The record is from RefSeq and is a predicted model, not a curated record. Lineage: Eukaryota; Metazoa; Chordata; Mammalia; Rodentia; Bathyergidae. Gene Ontology annotation, biological process: regulation of transcription by RNA polymerase II.
AUCUGCGGGUUGGUCCUUCUGGCAGCUCAGGAGGGUCUGGACUGUCUGAGAUUCCCGAGUGAGUCAGAACGAGGUGGUGAUCCCGGAGAGACGAGAGGGGUGGGUCGACCCAGCUGCCCACCAGCUGGCACUAGGGGCGGCUGCGGUGAAAUCGAUGGCCCAUGCCAUCGAGGGCCCAUGCCCAGAUCCCUUGACUGCAGAAGGUGAGGGGAGGGUGUCCCUGGUGUGAACCCACUGCGUCUCUGGAAUUGUGUCGCAGAACUCUGCCUGACACUCUUCCACCCCCCUGCUCCUGUGACUGAAGAAAUCCCAAGCCCAAGGGCCGUGUGACCUUUGAGGACAUUGCUGUGUAUUUCUCCCAGGAAGAGUGGGGGCUUCUGGAUGAGACUCAGAGGUUCCUGUACCUCGAAGUGAUGCUGGAGAACUUUGCACUUACCACCUCACUGGUUUAUGGGCAUGAAACAAAGGAGGCACCUUCUGUGCAGAGAGUUUCUGAAGAAGCAGCAUCACAUGUCAAGACCCUAAAGGCAGGUCCAUCUACCCAGAAGGAGCGUGCCUGUGAUAUCUGUGUCCCAGCCCUGAAAGACAUUCUGCAUCUGGAUGAUUUGCCUGGACAGAAGCAGUGCUUUGUUAGGGCGUGUACAAAUCAUCUCCAGGAACAGAAGCAUCACAGUGCAGAAACUGCAUUAAAAGGAUACAUACAUAGUGCCUCUUUUGUGAAGAGCUGUUUAUUCCAUGUAUCAGGGAAUCCCCUCUUCUGUAGGAAGAUUGGACAGGACUUCUCAACUAAAUGGGGUUGUCUUCAUGCCAUUCCAAAAAAUCAGAAGCCAGAUAAAAUUACGACAGGUGUAGAGACUAUACACACUGGGAAAAGUUAUUGCAAAUCAAAUCAAUGCAAAAAAGUUUCCAACCCCAAACACUCACUUAUUCAGUACCCAAAAAUCAUUAAUGCAAAAAGAUAUUUUGAGUCUAGCAAAUAUGAGAAAGCCUUCCAAGACCAGAACUCACUUGUUCCACUCCAGAGGGUCCACACUGGAGAAUGGCCUUAUGAGUGCAGUGAAUGUGGAAAGUCUUUUAGCCAAAAAGCCCCCCUUAUUAUACACCAGAGAGUUCAUACUGGAGAAAAACCUUUUACCUGUAGUGAAUGUGGAAAGUCUUUUAGUCAAAGCUCCAACCUCAUUGAACACUGCAGAAUUCACAGUGGAGAAAGGCCUUAUGUGUGUGGGGAAUGUGGGAAAGCCUUUGGAUGCAAAUCCAAUCUUGUUCGGCACCAGAGAACUCACACAGGAGAAAGGCCAUAUGAGUGUGCUGAAUGUGGGAAAUUCUUCAGGCAGAGCUUCAGCCUUGUUGAACACCAGAGAAUUCAUACCACAGCAAGGCCUUAUGAGUGCAGCCACUGUGAGAAAUCCUUCAGUCAAAAAGCCACUCUUAUUAUACACCAGAGAGUUCACACUGGAGAAAGGCCAUAUAAGUGUGGUGAAUGUGGGAAAUCCUUCAGCCAAAGCUCCAACCUCAUUGAACACUGCAGAAUUCACACUGGAGAACGGCCUCAUGAAUGUGGGGAGUGUGGCAAAUCCUUUAGUCAAAGAGCCACCCUCGUUAGACACCAAAGAAUUCACACGGGAGAAAGGCCUUAUGAGUGUGGGGAAUGUGGAAAAUUCUUUAGACAAAAUUUCAGUCUCAUUGAACACCGCAGAAUUCACACAACAACAAAGAUUUACGAGUGUGGCCAAUGUGGAAAAUCCUUUAGCCAGAGAGCCACCCUUAUUAGACACCAGAGAGUUCACACUGGAGAAAGACCUUAUGAAUGCAGUCAGUGUGGAAAAGCCUUUGGAUACAAAUCCAAACUUGACCGACACCAGAGAACUCACACUGGAGAAAGGCCAUAUGAGUGUGCUACAUGUGGGAAAUUCUUUAGGCAAAGUUACAGCCUUGUUGAACACCAAAGGGUUCACACUAGAACAAGGCCUUAUGAGUGUGGCCAGUGUAGCAAAUCCUUUAGUCGAAGAGCUGCCUUCAUUAAACAUCAGAGAGUUCACACUGGAGAGAGGCCUUACAAAUGUGAUGAAUGUGAAAAAACCUUUAGUAGAAGCACCAGCCUUAUUCAACACUGCAGAAUUCACACAGGAGAGAGGCCAUAUGAAUGUGGCCAGUGCGGGAAAUCUUUUAGGCAAAAGUCUGUCCUCAUUCAACAUCAGGUGGUUCACACUGGGGAAAGGCCCUAUGAAUGCAGCAAUGUAGAAAAUCUUUCAGCCAGCGCUCUAGCUUCUUUCAACACCAAAAGUGUCACCAUGGAGAGGCCUCGUGAAGGCAGCAAAUUCAGAAACCCUGAUCUCAAGGUCUGACAUUUAGCUCCUGAAAGCCCACAAUUGGGGUGUUAGCCCCACCGAAAAUGUGCUGUCUGCUGAAUGAGCCUUUCUGAGGGAGCUAUUUGCCUGAAGAUGAACCUCAUACUUUCAGCAUUCAGAGGAGUGAAGUGCCCUGUGAUUUCCAUGCAUAUGUGAGGUAUAUGGGAGCUGCUCUGCACAUUCUACCCUUGUCUUUGGGGCCUUGCCAGAGAUAAAUUUGUGUCAUUAUCUCAUAAAAGCUAUCUCACCUCUAAUCCUUGAACAGUUUUCACCACUUUUACCAACAUCUCAAGGGAAGGCAGAUAUCUGCUCUUUCCCUUCUCCUCAAAGACAU